This is a messenger RNA of Rhagoletis zephyria (snowberry fruit fly), 6407 nucleotides long. Its product is annotated as protein ovo-like. Gene Ontology annotation, molecular function: DNA-binding transcription factor activity, RNA polymerase II-specific; RNA polymerase II cis-regulatory region sequence-specific DNA binding. Gene Ontology annotation, biological process: epidermal cell differentiation; regulation of transcription by RNA polymerase II. Gene Ontology annotation, cellular component: nucleus. The record is from RefSeq and is a predicted model, not a curated record. NCBI's taxonomy places the organism in Eukaryota, Metazoa, Arthropoda, Insecta, Diptera, Tephritidae.
UUGAGGAUACACGCGUUUAGCGCUUCCAAAUCGCGUUCGUCGUUUGCAAGCCCAUGUAACAGUGAAUCAUUUAGAUCUAGCUGAAGUUCUAAGUAGAAAAGCCAAUACAAACAUACAUACUUGUAAAUACAAUUGGAGUGUAUAACAAAAUUUUCCUUAUGCCACAGAAACAAAGAUAAAAAGGAAAUAUGCGAUAGAGGAUAUAUGAAGUGAAGUGUAGUUUAGUGAAGAGUUCCAACUUCUGAGUGAAAAAUAUUACUUUUGUGUGAAAAUGAUAAGGUUCUAGCAAGGAUAAAAAGGAUUAAAAGUCCAGAAUCUAAACGAAAGAGUUUUACUGUGAAAAUUCCAAACAAGUGCAGAACAGUUUUUAAGAAACGAAAAAUUUUUUAAAGUAAAUAAAUUAUACACACUUACUAUUAAUACUAAACAAAACACAAUAUACUUUUCUAUCAAAAUUAAAUAAAUCAAACAAUAAAAUACACACGUACAUACUGUGCGUAAAAUUAUUCUAAGUAGUAUUAAAAUUAUUAAAAAAUCUCGUAUAUAUGUUUAGUGCAUGGAAGAAUAUAUAUUUUUAAGUUAAAGAUUGUGUUGUGUUAAAAAUGGCACUCGCUCGCCGCCAAGCUAUCGAUCGAUUUGAACAAUAUGUGCAACCUAGUGAACAGAGUAGCCAGUCAAAUUAAAAAAAUCUUUAUUUUUGGAAACAAAAAAAAAAGUUGUAUUGAAGAAUCCAGUAGCUUUUUUAACUCCAGCAAACACACACGACUUGGAUUAGUGUUUUGCUGGCAGUGACUAUGACUAAACACGACAAGCUCAAAAAACGCGUUUGAUUGAAAAAUUAAAACGAGAUUAACAUUUGCGAACACUGCAGGCAUACAAGCUUAAGAACUAACGCCAAAAUGCCGAAAAUUUUUCUCAUAAAAAAUCGUCUGCAUCAGCAGCAACAACGACUCUUGGAAUCUCAAAAUCUGCUGCAGGAUAAAAACGAAGAUGAUCGCCUAAUACCGCCACUGAGCCCCUCGCCGCUAGUAGGUGGUGGCAACGGCAGAGGCAGCAAUGGCAAACCAAACUCGCCGCCAGUGCCCACAGAUGCACCGCGCGCAUACACACCACCAACUGCAGCAACACGCAACAUACACAACGCGUUGAGAACGCCCACACCAACUCCCUCAGCAUCGUCACCAGCACUUGUACCACCAACGCCGUUACAGCCACCCAAGACGCCUGAACCACAAGAUAGUGGCUCGUCUGCAUUAAAGUUGGUUGCGCCUCCGGAUUCGUCUCCACAUACUACAGCUCCUGCUGUAAUAGUGACCGCCGAGGACAAUAAAAAUGCCACCGUCACAGCAACAGAACCAGUAAAUCUGUUGGAUACACCAACAGCAGCAUCAUCGACAACAACAGCUACAACGACUCCAAAUUCACCACCUCUUUCGCGCAAACGUUUCCAUCACCGACGUUACUACUUUGGCCAACAACAACAAAAAUUAUUGUAUAAUGCCGAUGCUGACGCUGCAGAAGUUGGAGGCACUGCCGCCAAGCAAAGUGAUCGCUUAUCGCCAGCAAAUCCAACUUUGGCAGCGGAGGCAUCAACCACCAACUCUGCUUCAUCUCCACUAUCACCCACACCCGUCAAACCUUCCCAACCAGAACCAUCUCAAGACAUUACUCUCCCAAAGAGCUGUCUAUCUCUUCAGGAGAGCAUUGCAAAAGAAACAGAAGACUGUAACGAGGAAUCGCUGGCCGAUUCCUUCUCCCAACCACCAAAAACUGACAAAGUUAAAGAUCAAGAGGAGAUCGUUCAACCCAAAGAAGUUUGUGAACCAGAGGUAGAAGUUGGUAAACCACGCUUCAUUUCUUCGAUUUUAGGUGGCAAUAAACCCUACAGCGGAGGUAUUGUACUAACACAGGCACAACGCAAGGAAUACCCAGUAGAGAUUGUUAGGCAACGAUUCACACCCACUCCAAGUGAGGAUAGCUCUAGUGAUUCAGAUUCGGAUUCGGAUGGGUCUAAACUUAUUGUAGACGAAAAGCCAUUGGUACCCGAAGAUAGACCAUUGUCGUUACGUUUGCGAAGCACCCCUCCUCCGUUAGAAAAACGUCCUAGUCCUCCGCCUGGACCUGCUGUACGUUGUAGUGUUAUACAGCGUACUCCAAAACCAGCACCAACGCCACCUCAACGGCAGAGUCAACACGAAGUUUUAUUACCACCCGGUUCGCUUGAGCACCUCGGUCCUGAACAGCAAGAGCCGAUUGACUACCACGUUCCGAAACGACGGUCAGCUUCAUUCGACAGCGACGAAGAGCAAGUUGAUUCGUUGAAUGCAAAGCGUUUAGAACGCGAACGUAAGUUACGUGAAGCUCGUCGACGUAGUGCAAUAUUGGCAGCGCGUGCUGUGCUCACCCAAGCUCGUCUCAAUCCUCGUCUCGUACGUAGCCUCCCGGGUAUUUUAGCUGCAGCUGCAGGUCACGGCCGCACAUCAUCAACUGGUGCCGGACAAGGCUUCCAGGGUUCCAGCGGAUUUGGUGGUAACAGCUCAGGCAGUGGCAACAACCAGAGCACGAGUGGAGGUGCAGGUUCACCUACGGGCUUUGGAGGUACACUAGGAGGUAGUGGCAGCGGCGGCACUGGUGGUGGAAUGGGCGGCGGACGUGACGGCCGCAGCAACUACGGUCCAAACUCUCCACCUUCAGGUGCUCUUCCUCCUUUCUACGAGAGCUUGAAAAGCGGAAACACAAUGAACUCGUCAUCAUCCUCUGCAAAUUUCAAUGAAAAUUCAAAUUUCCUUAUUCAAAAUGCUGCGGCUGCGGCAUACUUAAUGUCAGCUGCUGGUGGAAAUAGCAGUGGUCAACAGCAGGCUAACAGCUUCAUCGACUGUGCAUCGGGAAAUGGAAAUAGCAACGGUCUUAGUGGUGUCGGUAGUGGUUUAAAUGACAGCAGUAGUGGUGGUUUGGAAAUUACUACAUUUGCCAAUGGCCAGGGUAACACAAAUUAUUCUGCGCAUGCGCAUAAUAACAAAUAUAAUAACUCUUCUCCUUCUACUCAACAUCAUCAUCAUCAACACCAUCACCAUCAUGGACAUCCGCAUUAUGGAAAUAAUCCCUCAGCGUAUGGCAUAAUACUCAAGGAUGAGCCCGAUAUAGAGUAUGACGAAGCCAAGAUCGACAUCGGAGCUUUUGCACAAAACAUCAUUCAAGCCACAAUGGGGAAUUCCGGAAAUUUCAACGCAGCCGCUUACGAAGAUGCUAUUAUGUCGGACCUGGCCAAUUCGCAGGGCCCCAAUGGCUCAGUGGAUCCUCUGCAAUUCACAGCUACUCUCAUGCUCAGCUCGCAGACAGACCAUUUGCUUGAACAACUCUCUGAUGCAGUUGACCUCAGUUCGUUUUUGCAGCGCGAAUGUGUGGAUGACGAGAACUCGACAAGCCCUAGACAAGAUUUCGAACUAGUCUCAACGCCAUCGCUUACCCCUGACUCUGUAUCCAUAACACCUGUGGACACUAACAAUACAAGUCACCUAGAUAAUUUUCACGAAACUCUGAUUCAACAAAUAACAAGCAACAUCUCUCGCAAUCAUAUCGGUAGCAGCCAAAACGGAAAUAUGCAGCCGUAUCCAUUUGAACGUCAGCAACAUAUGAACGGCAAUCAGCAGCAUAUGAACAACGACCAUCAUGGUAUGAACCACCAACAGCAACAGCCACCACCUUCGUAUCAACAUGCAACGCGUGAUUUAAUGCAGAUGCAGCAACAACAACAUCAUGCACAACAGCAUCCUUAUCAUCAACAGCAACAGCAGACUUCUAUGAUGCAGCACGGUGGUCCAAUGUUGUUGGCACAGCAACCACAGCAGCCACAGCAACAUACGUACCAGCAGCAUGGCCAUUCGUAUGGCUCAGCGCAGCAUCAUCAUCAGCAACAUCACAUUGCUCCGCCUCAUCAUAUGCAGCAUCACCAUCAUCACAACAGCGAUAAUAGCAAUUUAUCGCUGCCAUCGCCAAAUGCGGCCCACCUAUCGGCACAUCAUGGAAUGUCGUCGGCAGCGAGUAAUUCGUCGGGCGCUUCAACCUCUGGUUUGCUAGAUGCCAGCGCUGCCAUGCUGGACACAAAGCCCCUGAUACAAAGCUUGGGACUGCCGCCAGAAGUUCAGCUGGAAUUUGUUAACGGCGGUCAUGGUAUUAAGAACCCACUUGCUGUGGAAAACACUCAUUCUGGGCACCAUCGUAUACGUAGCAUUGAUUGUGUAGACGAUUUAAAAAAGAGCGGAAAUGUUAGCACUGAUGGCUCGGAGAACGGGAGCUGUGCUGCGGACGGCUCUAAAUUUGUGUGUCGCGUUUGCUUAAAAGCUUUCUCAUUGCAACGUCUAUUGAAUCGUCAUAUGAAAUGCCAUUCAGAAAUUAAACGCUACUUGUGCACAUUCUGCGGCAAAGGAUUCAACGACACUUUCGAUUUGAAACGCCACACGCGUACACACACUGGUGUACGACCAUACAAAUGUAACUUGUGCGAGAAGAGUUUUACUCAGCGGUGCUCGCUAGAGUCCCACUGUCUCAAGGUGCACAGUGUGCAGCACCAGUACGCGUACAAGGAGCGACGCGCUAAGAUGUACGUUUGUGAGGAAUGUGGUCACACGACUUGCGAACCCGAAGUUCAUUACAUCCACUUGAAGGAAAAUCAUCCGUACUCGCCUGCAUUGCUAAAAUUUUACGAUAAGCGCCACUUUAAAUUCACGAACUCACAAUUCGCUAAUAACUUACUAGGUCAACUGCCAAUGCCGGUGCACAACUAAACAUUAAACUUAUUGAUUAGUUUAAACUGUAAAUAAAAUAGCGACUUUCAGCCACAUCAAUAAGGGAAAUGAACUCAUCCCGCUGCAGUGUAGACAAAUAUUUUGCAUAUUGUAGUUAGUUAAAUUGACAUUGAGUUUUCUAAAAACUGCCUACAAAAGGAGAUUAUAUAUUUUGCUGUUUUUUACUUCUAUAAUUAUUGAAAACGUUUUUCAUUUAAGUUCUGUGCUCAUAUUUAGCUCUGUGAAUUUCUAUAAAAUCUGUUACAAAGCAUGUUUUCAUAGUUAGCUCGCUACACAGAACGGUACAAUUAAUAUGUAUCUCGUAAACAGCAUAUGCUGUGUUAUAUCUUUUUUGAGUUUUCAGAAACCUACGUAGCAAGUGUACAAUGAAGUAGUGUAAAUGAAUUGUUGGGACAUUUAGUAAAACAUAUAUGGCUAGGCAAAAUGUUUAAUUUUGUAUUUGUGUAUUGUAUAUUUAGAUGAGAAUAUGAAGUCAAUUUUAAGUUGUAACACUGCGAAUUAAUUCUCAUUAUUCUUAAGAAUGUAAUAUAUAAAGAUUUUUAUGAUGUAAAUUUUGUGCGAUAUAAAAUGAAUAUGAAAUUUUACAAUUGAAAAAUAAGGCUGGCACAAGAGUUCAUUGUAUAUACAUAUACAAACGUAAAUCAAAUUUGAGCUUCUAAUCAAAGAACUAGAUAUUAAGCUAAAAAUUAAAUUCAUGAAAAACUAGAAUUCACAUUUGGCGCUAAAGCUAUAACUAUUUCGCAUUAUCAUUUGAAAUAACUUUGUUUAGUUAAUUUAAAUGUAAUCUCAAUUUUUUUUUCCUCAAAGGAUCAUGUACAUAUUUAUUUAACUCAUACUCUACUUUCCAGUUCAUUUAGUUAUAAAGGAAAUCCCUUAGUUUUUAUUUUUCUUUUAAUUUUUAAUUUGGAGUUAAGUAUUUUGUUGAAAAUAAAUGAAUUAAUGAAAUUACAUUCAACAGCAACAAGUGUAAAGAGGCGUAAAUACACAUAAAUUUAAUUAUUAUAUUAAGUGGGUAAAUGCACUUGCUUUCAUUGUAUAUUUUAGUUUUAUAGUUGUUACUUUAGCUUUUAACAUCGUCUUUAUCAAAAUGAAGACUGGAUUACGCGCACUACUUUUGCUGCUCAUAAAUGAGAAUUAAAAGCAAGCUUGUAAUAAGAUUAAGAUAAGCUUUUAUUUUUAGAUGAGUAUAAAACUUACAAAUUUAAAACAAAAAGAGUAAAUUAUAGUUAAAUGAUGUAAGUGCUUUGAGUAAAUGAAAAAGAAAAGAAUUAAACCACCAAUUCGUACUGAUUUGAAUCUCUUUUGUGUAAUCAUUAUAUAUUAAAGAAGUACAUACAAUAAUUAGCAUAAUUUUUCCGUAGAACAUUUUAUUUUUUACUUUUUUUGUUUAACACUCGUAGUAAUGCGUUAACUUUAAGUUUAAAAUCUACACCGUCACAUACCAGAGUUUUAAGUAAACACAUAUAUAAACAGAGUAACUAUAACAAAUAACUAAAGGCUUUAUAUCUGCUUCAUAUAAAUAAGUUGAGUCAAACAUUUGCUAUGUUAUUCAAUUGGGAUUUGUUUAUGAGCAGCAAAGUGCGAAUUUGUUAGUGAAAGAAA